Molecule: messenger RNA, 435 nt
Organism: Triticum urartu
Lineage: Eukaryota; Viridiplantae; Streptophyta; Magnoliopsida; Poales; Poaceae
Source: RefSeq, a predicted model, not a curated record
UAUCAUGGAGCUUUCUUCUUCUUCUUCCUCCCUUGCACGCACUUUGGCAGUUCAUAUUCUGUUCCCUGACAUGCUCGGCCGCGAUCCAAGGUACGUCGUAUACGACUUACCACUCGAAGUAAUCUCAGCUAGCUACGUAGUUGCUCUGGAGGGAAGCCAUAGACCAACGAUUUCUCCACCGCCGCCGCGGCCCAAUCCAUCAUGGAAUCCAAAGCCGGAGCCAAAGCCGGUGCCCCUGCUGCCGCCUCCUAAAAGGCGGGCACCUCCACCACCGCUCAAGACGUCGGCACUUGUGCCGUCCCGCAAGACCCUGCAGAUUGCUGCGAGCGCCCCUUAUACUUGAACCUCCAAUAUGCCAUUAUGUACCAUCGAGGAGGGUGUUGUGCUACGUGCUUGAAUUGCAAUGAAACUUAAGAAAGUUGUUUGCUUGUAGCA